Magnolia sinica is the source of this 759-nucleotide messenger RNA. RefSeq lists its product as uncharacterized. The transcript has a single exon. The coding region runs from base 100 to 492 and encodes 130 amino acids. The record is from RefSeq and is a predicted model, not a curated record. NCBI's taxonomy places the organism in Eukaryota, Viridiplantae, Streptophyta, Magnoliopsida, Magnoliales, Magnoliaceae.
ACACACUAGAAAUUGUUGCAUUCCCACUCUCUUGAGGAAUUCCAGUCCUGCAAAAAACUCCACCACAUACUCCAAUUUUCCAAAUUUCCAUUAUCAAACAUGUCUAGUGGAUAUUAUUACCCAAAUAGACCUAAUUCAUCACCUUAUCAUUACCAAGCGCCUCCAUUGCACCUAUGUUUCUUCCUCCUCAUACUCUUCUUGUUCAUGGGCCUUCACUGGUACAUGAGCUACGAAUCGAUCUUCGAAGACAUCGUCGUCCAGCUCAAAUUGGUACUCAUGGUGUCGCCGCUCAUCCUACUUCUAGUGGUCCAUUGGCUAUCGAGUGAAGAGAGAAGGCGGGUGCCGUUCAUGAUCCCUCUCCCGGAGAGGGAGUCCUUCCACCGGGCGGGGAGCUCACCUUGGGGUGUCGCAUUCGUCUUAGUGUUUCUAUUGUUCAUGAUCUCAUAUCAAUCAUACUUUCAUGAUCGUUGGUUUCCUUUAUUGAGCAGAUGAUGAUGAUGAUGAUGUACCUGAUUCUGGUGGUGAAAGAUGAAUAUAGUAACGUGGAUAUGAGGAAGGAGAGUAGAUUUUUCAAGUACUUUUAUGUAAUUAUUUUCGCGCAAGGGUAGGCUUGGUUUUUAUUUUAAGACCUUACUACUUGCUUCUUUUUUUCUUUUUUCUUUUUUGAGUUUAUGUAUGCAUUAGUACUUAGAAAGGCUAAAUCUAUGUUUUCAUGUGACUUGAUGGUUUCUCUUAUAAUAAGUUGUCCACUUUCUUUCA